This is a messenger RNA of Salvia miltiorrhiza (redroot sage), 945 nucleotides long. RefSeq lists its product as uncharacterized. NCBI's taxonomy places the organism in Eukaryota, Viridiplantae, Streptophyta, Magnoliopsida, Lamiales, Lamiaceae. The transcript has 2 exons. Gene Ontology annotation, biological process: translation. Gene Ontology annotation, molecular function: 5S rRNA binding; structural constituent of ribosome. The record is from RefSeq and is a predicted model, not a curated record. The coding region runs from base 338 to 748 and encodes 136 amino acids. Gene Ontology annotation, cellular component: ribosome.
AUAUAACCGAACGUUCACCCCUAGCUCUCUCCGUUCCGUUCAGUCACUCCCUCGUCGAUGCUCUUUCUCUACGCCGCAGCGUCGCGCCGCGUCGCCUCCACGUCCACCUCAACAGCCGGGGCACCUCAACCUGUUUCAGACUCCUCCACUCCGUCGCGCCCUCGCCAGCCUCCGCAUCUCUACCACCACCGCCUUAGCGUCGCGGCCAGUAGGCAGCGCCUGUCUGCGCCUCGACUACUCCGCCCGUCGAGGGGCUGCCCGACCGCCGACGCAGUCCAAGCUCUUGAUUGAUUGCACGAGACUGGCUAAGACUUGAUCGGAGAGGUAAUAUUCAGGGAUGACAUUGCUGAAGAGAUAUGUGUUGAGACUGUUCAUAUCAUUGAAAUACAUCACAGCAAAUGUGGUAGACAGGAACAAUGGACGAAUAGUUGCAACAGCUUCAACAGUCGAACACGCUCUCAAAAACUCGCUUGAAUGUGGCCGUUCUUGUAAUGCAAAGGCUGCAACAGUUGUUGGAGAAGUGUUGGCAAUGAGGCUCAGAGUAGAUGGUCUCGAACAUGGCCAGGGCAGAGGCAUCCAUGUCAACGUCAACAAGGAAAUCGAGAAGAAAGGCUUCCAGAACCGCACAAAGAUUUGGGCAAUUGUGAAUGCCCUAAAUAACAAUGGAGUUAAAUUGAUUCUUGAGGACGAGGACAACGUCGCUCCUGGCUCCAGCUACAGAGGCCAGCAAAGGGACGAGCCGGAUUGACUGGUUAGUCGACUUGAGAGGUAACCCUGCUGUCUAGAGCUUUUACUACUGGAAAUGUUAAGUCAUAUUCUAAAAUACAGACUUGCAAAUGGAAGUAUACGAGAGAGGAUUGUUGAAAAUGCUGCAUCCUAAUAUGUUUCCAUUUAAUCUGUAAGGCAUAUAUAUUUUGUUGGAUGAAGAAUAAUGUUCUUUGCAAA